AUUUAAAAACAGCAUUAGGUUACACUUGACCGGUUUGUGUUCGCUCCAACAAACUAGCGUUUCGUAAAGUUAGUAGCUCAGCUUCGAGGAUUAAACAUAAUCAUCUCACCUAUUUAUACUGAUACGAUCAUGCCUGUAUAUAAGUUGAUAUACUUCGAUGCCAGAGGACGAGGUGAGAUGAUUCGCCUGGCGUUUGCAGCGGCCGGGGUUAAAUAUGAGGACUGUAGAGUGACUGGAGAAGAAUUUAAGGAAUUAAAAGCCAGUAAGUUAUGUAAUUCAUAAUUACGGGGUGUUUUAAAACCCUUCAACUAUAUUUUGAAUGUUAAUAUUUUAUUCACAUAUGCAGUUAGUAUAGCAUUACCGCAGGCCUAUGGUUUCUAUAGGAAAGGUAUUUGGCGCCAAAUAUGACAAAAUAGAUCAUGAAUAGUUGUGUGAUAUAUAUUACUGCAAAUAUAUACAGUAUAACUCGUGAUGAAUAGGUUACUCUUCCAAAUAUUUAAAUAUUGAAAGCGCAUGAUAUAGGUUACAAAUCAUGGUUUAUAUCACAACUCGUGAUAUAGAUCACAAUCCACAAUGUAGCUCGUGAUAUAGUUUACAAUUUCGCGUUCGGAAUUACUUCAUCGUACGACUCGUAUAGUUGACGGAGGGCUAUUUUAUAUUCUGGGGGUGGGGACAUUACAUUGGACCAUUAAUUGGACGACAUAUUCAUUGUUGAUGCUUCGCGCCUUCGCUUCGAUUUUGAGCUGUAACUGACCGUCGUAAACACUGCGGAAGCUUACGUUUUCAUGUACCCACUUUUUUCAGGUGACCGGGCAAAAAAUGAUCAACUGUGCAAGUUCCGCGAGCAGUUAAAGAGGGUCGUCAUGCAAUUGGAUGCAUGCAUCUAGUAACUUGCCGAGCAUGCGCACAAACAAAUGGGCACAGUAGUUAUAACUGUCUGUAUGUCUCUACUCUGUGGUAGUGUACACAAAAGUUGCCACAAUGCAUUAGGGCAUGGAACAUUAUAAACACGGCGUAGAAUGGCAACACUUCGCCACAGAAUAAAGAUCAGUACCAGAAGGGCCGCUCAGCGGUGCAACGUGUCCCCAUUUUUCUAUGAAAAAAUAUGCAAUUGACUGGCUAGGAAGAUGGCGGCCAGGGUUCCGACGUAAGUGGCCCUUCUGUGUGCCUUAUUCUGUGACUUCGCCUCAAAGCACGACUUAAAGGGUCUACACUGCAAAUUGCAUUCUCACUUUCCAUCGUUGAAUAUGAAUAUUUCGUUGCCUUAGGGCGCACAACACAAACGUUUCACCAGCGUUAGGUAAAAUCUGGAGAACCUCUCGAACAACAUUACACGAAUCAGUAUGGGUAAUUUCAGUAAACGUGUUUCGUGGCCCACUUGUGUUGCUGACUGGUAAGCGGUACUCGUGGCGUCGUCGUAAUAUAGUUUGGUAGCUCACUCUAAUUUCCACAGCAACUUGAGACCAUCAGCUGCGGUGUAUCCCAUGUAAGUUGGUCAAAGCAUUCUGUGGAAAACUGUAUCGUCUUCUUCCUUUAUGAACAAUUUCCUCUAAUGGACAAGUAAAACUCAGUGGGUUAGCCAAGUUCUCAUUUCUGAUCCAAAGCGCGUCGUAACUAUUGCACAAUGAUUGCAAUUCAGGCACCAAAAUACCAAGAUCAUUCUGAAUUUGUCGAUCGUCAAUGCGUUCUAUUGCACGCUGGAGAAGUAUAUUUACAACAAAUAAAUUGUCUUCUAGGCGUCGCUGGAUAAACUCAACAACAUUGAUAUUGUCACAAAAUAAUUGACGACGUGCCUCUGUAAUUGAUUUGGAAUAUUUUUCAAGAAAGCUUCGGUGUUUAUUUCUGGGCUUGUAUGGACGUUUCCCCUUAUAACUAAAAUUUUAAUCUAGAGAAAAAAUUCAUCACAGGUUGAAAGAGCGUCACAAAAUUAGUAAUAUUGCGAAGUUUGCAGUUUUGCAGUCAUUUUGUAUUACACACGGGAAAUUGACAGCCCAAUUGGGUGUUGGGGCAUCAAUUUCCCGUUUCUAAUACAAAAUGACUGACGAAAAUUGCAAAUUUUGCAAGGCUAUAUUAUCCGCAUUUUACAACAUUUCGCAACGAAACUUUGGAAUAUUACUAUUUUUGGCUAGAUCAAAAUUUUAGUUAUAAGGGGAAAAGUCCAUUCAUGGCGCCAUUUUGAAACCCUGAAAACAUUUUAAAAUUUGAAACAUUCUCGAAUAUAAAAUGGCUAGUUUAUCUAUUCCGUCCACUAUAUGGGUCAUAAGAUGAAGUAAUUCCGCACGCGAAAUUGUAACCUAUAUCACGAGCUGCAUUGUGGAUUGUGAUCUAUAUCACGAGUUGUGAUAUAACAUAUAAACCAUGAUUUGUAACCUAUAUCACGAGCUGAAAUGUAAUCUAUAUAACGAGUUGUGAUAUAAACCAUGAUUUGUGAUGUACAAUAUUGAAAUAUUUGGAAGAGUAACCUGUUCAUCACGAGUUAUACUGUAUAUAUUUGCAGUAAUGUAUAUCACACAACUAUGAUCUAUUUUGUCAUAUUUGGCGCCUCAUAGAAAGGAUAACAUUUGAUAAUCAUAUUUAUAGUCCAUAUUCUGUGAUUGACAGGCUUAGCUCAGACACUGGAAGAGCAAUGUAGCACAGGCCUGGGCACUAGGUUGGAAAGGACAAGGUUAUGAGAAAGGAGAAGACAUAACCUGCAUUUAUACUUUAAAAUUUACCUUCUCUGCAUUGAUUCUCGUAAUGCACAAUUCUAAGUUGCAUAAUAAUUGGGGCUAUCUUGCCAUGUGUAAAAGAAGGAACGAUUGGGAAACUUCAUUUUCUAACCGUUUCUUGCGACUCUCCAACUAUUUCCUUCCUGAACCCAAAAUGUUCUUCUGGAAGAAAACGUGCAUGCUUCUAAUUGAAAACGCUGAUAAUCAAACGUGUUUCCUCCGGCCUAAACCUAGGCAAUCUAUCUUUAAUUUCAGCGUUAUUUCACAUGAGAGAACCAAGGCGAUUUGGGGGAGGGUGGAGAAAGAAAGAGAUACCUUGCUAGCCGAAAAUUAACCAAACUUGCGAAAGCCAGCCGAGUAAUAGGUUUAGGUCUAGGACUACGUUUGACUGUAUCAGCAGAUUGCAGCACCCAGCAGUCGAUAUACGUAGGUGAACUGCAGUAAGUAAUAAAUGCAGUUAUCUUAUACCUUGCAAUAAUACAAAUAUAUAUGACUUAAAUUAAUAAAUCAUUCUAGCUGUUCCUCUAUAAAUAGGGGUUAUUUGAGGUUACGUAAAUAUACAUAGAAUGAUAGAUAAGAAAAAUAAUCUUAGGAAUGUAGGAACUGGGGAACUCCCCGUUCUUUUGUUAACAACAUAAAAUUUGUAAAAAUAGGAAGUUGGAAAAUUGUAUGAUAGUCCUCAUGUUUUUUAUUAUGGUUCUUGUAAAUACACACUGCUACGCAAUUUUCUAGGUGGAAUUGUACCAUUUGACCAGUUGCCAAUUCUUGACGUUGAUGGCAAAAUACUUGCAAAAUCAGCGACCAUUUGCAAGUAUGUUGCGAGGGAAACAGGUCGGUAUGAGUUACUAGUUUAUUUUCCAUGCAUGCAUGCAUGGGGUGCUCCCGUAUGUACGCUGUAUACAGGUAUAUAUUGUAGGUAUAUAUACCGUACAUUGGUAUCACCUUAGUAUUUAUACAUGAACUUGUGGUUAGAGCUCACUCACUUCCUCUGUUGCUUAGAGCGCUGCACCGGAAUCACAGGGCCGCCGGUUUUCAAUUCCUGCCAGAGGGUCGAUAGUCUUGUGGUUAGGUCUAAUAAAUGUAUAAGAAUUCCACUUAAAAUUUCCAUCACAAAUUCCUUCAAUAUAUAGGUAUAUGCCGUCCCAAAACGUUUUUGGCUUGUUUUGGAGAUUUUACAGUUUUGGUCUGAAAUAGGAUAGUUUCGAUCUGAACUGGGUAUCCCUAGCUGUCUUGGCGCUAAAGAUGAAGCGUUGGAAUGUUUUUACUAAACGUUAUAUAUUUUGUUUAUAUGGCGUUGUUGCGUACGCUGUGCUGGCGGCUCCUGGUUUAUCACUUGCACUUACAUUGUCAGGGUGGGUUCGGAAAUAUCCCAAACUGAUCAGCUCUUCCAUCUCAGCUGUGCUCUGUGAUCAGACGUGAGUCAUACGGUGGCAGGUCCGAGGCUCUCUUAUUAAGUAUUCGACCAGAGGCGGCGAUAGUGCUCCUUCAAGGGGGGGGGUGAGGUAUAGUUUGGCUGAGUCGUUAGCUUGAUCUGUAUUAGCCUAUGUACACGUGCACAUUUACCAAACUUUGGUUAGCAUUACACUUACGUGAACUACGCAAAAGUCUCCACUUUAACAACAAAAGCUGUCAGAUCUGUCGACUUUAUUUAACUAGUACGAAGAGUUCUUGGGGGGUCUUUGAAAUCAAGAGGUCUCCGAAAUUGAAUUUCCUGCAUUAUGGGAAGAUUUGAAGUGGCUACAUCAAAGAUUGGAACUGAUCCUAACCACAAACAGCAACUGUUUUCAGCCAUGAUCGCUGUCAAAAACCAACUCCUACGUCUGCAUUUUUGUAUAUUAGGCUGCUUUGUUGUUUUAAAUUUUUAAAUUAACCUCUACGACUCGCGAUAGAGCACAUUUUCAAGAAUUCAAGAUAUAAAUAAAUUCACGUUUGGUUUUAAUUCAAAUAAUUCAAUUCGAUGAUUUGAUCUAUAUCCAAACAGCUCAAUUAGUUUUGCCGAAUGAAUGCAACAAUUUGCCCACUCGUUCAUGAGUCCACACCCUCUCUAUAGGGCCGCCCCUGUCUUCGACUCGAUUACGUUGAGUUGUUGAAGCUGCUUCCUCGUAACUCAGUUCAGCUCUCAGCUGCAAGUGAGGAUGAUUAGAAAACUCUUGCCGUACUUACGUAUAAAUUAAACCGUGUAAUGGAAUACAAACUUUAGAAUUCACGUCUGGGCGUCACGAAUGAAAGAUUUCAUUGCACAGUCAGUGAAAUGGAGAUUUCUCUUCAGUUAAACGACGUUAGGUUAUUAAUAAAGUGUUUUUAUCAGAACUUUGGGCAUCUGAUCCAAUGGAACUAAAUGUUGAAGGAAUUUUAUGCAGAAAGAUAUGCCGUGUGUAAAUUAUACACAUUAUACUACUAUCUGUUUAUUAUUCAACAAGGGUUUGCUCCGACAGAAAGUUUUGAAGUCGCAAAAGCUGACAUGAUCGUGGACGGUCUCGAUGAUCUGAUGGACAAAUUAGUAAAAUAUUAUCGUGAAAAAAAUGAAGAGACAAAGGUAAUGUUCCUUGUAGGUAUGGAAAGUGAUAAAUCAAACUGGUUUGUUUUGUAGUAAAACUCUUUAUUAUAUUUUUGACGAACUUACUGCAGAGAUUUUCAAUACAUGCGUUUGUUGUCCAGAACAGAAAAUAAAUUUAUAAAAUAACAUGUAUAUAACGCGUAUUCUGAUUGGUCGAAAGCCGUGUUUGGAUCAGGCCAUCCAAACACGGAAGACUACCGUGUUGUUGUUAUUUUAUAAAACAAUUACUUUAUGGUUUCCGUGUUUGGAUGGACUGAUCCAAACACUUGGGAAUGUUGCUCGAGUUAAGAAAAGCGGGCAAAAUCACUCGCCUUCGGCUCGUGAUUUCGCUCGCUUUUCUUAACUCUCGCAACAUUCCCGCGUGUUUGGAUCAGGCCAUCCAAACACGGAAACCAUAAAGUAAUUGUAUAAUAUGGUUUUUGAGUGAUACUGUGCGCCAACGAUCAUGGUCAAAUUUUAGUAUGUGAGGUAUUUUGCUUUUUCACCGUAAUUUUCUCAUGUAUACAGGUUGUACCAAUAAAAUAUGAGAAGAUGUACUUUUCUUUCUAUUUUUUGCUAGUAGUUUGAAAAAUGAAGAAAGUACUGACAGAAUUUUGAGAAAUUUCAUGUGCAUUGACAUUGACACAUUGUGCAAGUGUAAUUUGUACAUAAAAGGCGACUCAGAAAAUGAGCAUCAGAAUAAACAUGUUGCCCUGUACUUUGCUAUAAUAGUUUUAAAAUAUUAUGUUUUCAAAGUAUGUUUUCAAAGUAUUUAAAAAAACAGAUAAACAUAUAGCAACUCUCAAUUCUCUGACCCUAAUUUCGAAGUGUAAACUUUGUAUUACUUUUAAACACAAUUUUCGCUCGUUCAAAAUUCUAUAAACACGAAUUUUGUCAUGUUACAGAUUGUACCAGGCCAGGGUUGUGCCAACGAAAUAUCGCUGUUUUACAUUAAGUUUCAAAGCAUUUUAAGUCGGUUUUAAAUUUCUUGGUUUUAAAAAAUCAGAAGUGUUAGUAUUUUGGUUUUGAUUUUGAAUUUCACAUUUUAUUGAAGCUAUCAGACGGCAUUUGAAAAGGAAAUUUUUGGCUCUGUGUUGUUUUGCAGUGAAACAAUCGAUAUUUAUAGUUUACAUGCAUUGUAAAAAAUAUGGCAAUAGAGGAAAUCAAAGUAUUACUGCAACAUUAUUUGUCAGCUAAUCCAAUGUUUGUGAUGAUUUGUGGCCACUGAUUUUGUGGCCCUAAACAGCCGCUGCAAAAUUGUCUUUUGAAGGCUUCGUUCAAGUAAUCAAGUUGUUUAUGUAAUUAUGUUUUUAAAUCAAGCAAGUGGAAGCACGCAUUACGCAUAUCUUCCUCUCCCGCUGAAAACCCGAGCAGUUUUUGCGCCCCACCUGUUGUUAUUCCAUGUUGAAUUGCAAAUAGAUGACGUAUUCUUAAUUAAAUAAUGACGUAAUUUUCUGAGUCGCUGAUUGGCUACAAGCUCACAGUGAACAGCUAACUUAACAAAACGAUAGCAAUAUAUCUGCGCUAGCGCAGAUACAAAAACUCUUGAUUGGAAAGCAGCUUUAUUGUAUCUAGUAUCUUGGUAAUACGCAUGACGAAAACACAACAAAAACCACGAGCGUGAAGGAGCUUUUACUCAACUGAUUACAUGUGGCUUUUAAUGAAGAAACAAGGGUUUUCCUCGUAAGACGACUUGCCUUGAAAUACUUAAUUCUUUAUGCAGCAUUUGCGCCCAUAUUGCAUCAAAUCAAUGCAGCAACUGGAGGAAACAUAAAGGUUACGGUAGUUAAAUAUUGUAGUUGUAUAUUAUUUUCCUUUCCAAUGUCACCACAUAAUUUUGUGUCUAUUUUGUAGCAAAAACUAUUUAAAGAAUUCUACGAGAACCAUCUUCCACAUGCUCUAGGAAUAUUUGAGAAACUUCUGAAGUCUCGUGGUGGAAAAUAUUUUGCAGACAAUAAGGUAAAUGAGGUUUUUCAUAUGCCAUACUAUGCUCCCUUGGUCCGUUUCAUAGAACCGAUAAAAUAUGGUGUGUUUUUUUUUUCUUGCGUUCCGAAAUCAUAUUUUACGCUUUUCUGCAAUCUGAUUGGCUACGCGAGCGGUCCGUAUGAGCCCGUACGGACCGCGCGAGAUUUAAAGCCGUAGAGCCAACUGAAGGUUUUUAUUUUUAAAAAUUUAAAGACGAGUUUAAAGGCUACUUUUUAAAACAUUAAAAUGUCUAAAGGCGAUGAAUAGCGCAGUACUAGUGAAAGUGAAUUUUACUAUCGUAAGUCCGAUUUCAGAACUGGCAAAAAAAGCGUGUUAUCUUGAACGAUGACAGUGUCUCGGACUAAAUAUAACCAUUUUGAGGUUUUUCUGUUAGAUUUGAUUCCUUUAUAAUAAACUUCCAUUGGAUAUUUAUAUAUUUAAACGACUUUUGUUCGUUUGAAUAUAUAUGUUAUUAUGUCAGGGCCUUCGCUCGAAACGUCGAAGUUUUCCUCAUAUUUUCCAGGUUAGUUGUAUGUCCUCACCACUGCUGUUUCUAAUCACAGAGCCCGAAUCGUAUUCCUCGAUUUUACUACUAGAUGACGUAUGAUGAGGGCGAGGAUUUCUGAUUAGAUCUAAUCUGAUUACAACUAAUCACAACAGAUGACUAUGUAAAUUUGAAAAACAUAUAUGCCCGAAUUGAUAAGCCAAGCUUGUGCCAAUCCUCCGUCACUUGGUAUAUAUAGCUAUAUAGCUAUUACGUACCUGGUCCCAUUGUCAAAAGGACUGGCUAUACAGCCUCGUUUUCGGCCUUGUCAUAUCCCUUCUGGUUGGAUAAAGGUCUCAUAUAAUUAUAUAAUUUUCUAAUAUAACAGUAUGAUUUAGAGAAGGCGUCAAUCUGUUACAAGACAAAGAAUUCUAAACCCAAUAUCUCAAAUCACGAAAACGAGGCUUUAUAACCACGGCUGAGUAUACUUUCGCCGUUUCGGGAAGGGUGUGAAGCAUCAUCUAACUGACGGACCAACCAUCCAAAAACAAGCUGACAAACUACGAAGUUUUGAAUUAUAAAAUAUACAGGGUGUCCCAAAAAAACGGAACUCAUCUAAAUUAAUUAUAUAUUCAUUGCAAUGAUCAGCUCAUAAUAAUACAGUAGUUUAACUUAAUGACCUUGACGCCUCUGAGACUUGUAAAAUAUGCUACAAAAAGCUGUUGUGGCACACUUAUUUUGGUCAGCAAAUUAUCUGACUUUUAAGUUACGUUUUGCAUAACCUAAAAGCAGUUGUUGAAAUAUAGUGUAUUUUUUCAUGCGGAAUACGGUCAAGUACCAGGUUUUUCUAUUACAACCAAAAAUCAACGCCUCGGGGCAUUCCCAUGGUCCUUUGCGUUUUACUCAAUUUUCAUCGCAUUCCCAUGAAUCCUUGCAUGAAUAAACAACAUUAGGGACUGUGGAAGAGUCAGACCAUACAUUACAUGGGCUAGGUUAAAAUGCGGAAGCGGAUGCGGAACGGAUGCGGAACCGAACGGAACGGAUGGGGUCAAAAUGCGGAACGGAAUCCGUUCCGUUCCGCAUUUUAACCCCAUAUCCGUUCCGCAUUUUAACCCCACCCGUUCCGUUCCGCAUAUCCACUUCCGCAUUUUAACCUAACCCUAUAUUACAUGUAUUAGCACAAGUAGAUACGGGACUAAAUCCACCAGGGGGCAUUUGACAUUCGUAGCUUGCGUUCACUUUUACUUCCACGUCUGCCAAUGCUCAACAACUUUCCUGAAAAUUUGCUUAUAACCCACCUGCAACUUUAUACCUAAAAUUUGCUUAUAACUCAUCAGCAACUUUAUACCUAGAGUUACUUACGUUACUUAGGGGAAGUGUUACAAAUUCUACCCUCCCCCGAUCGCUGCGACACUAGACAGCGUGAUAAACUGGACAUUCAUUCAGUGAGAAUCUUGAAUGGCUGAGACGUGUCCAGUAACCUUAAGCACUGCUAAUUAAACAAGCGCUAGACCUCUGAAAAUGUUUAAAAUGUUUUUUACUUUUAACAGCUGACGUAUGCAGAUAUAAUAUUCUUCUCAUAUAUUGAAAUGUUUGAAAACCUGAACAAAGGUCCUUCAGCUUCACCAAUAUUGGAUAACUAUCCCGCACUAAAAGAUCUGACUAGCACAGUUUCAAGCAACCCUGGAAUAAAGAAAUGGUUGAGCGAACGGCCUGAUACAACAUUCUAAAUGUAAAAACGUAUAACAUAAUCUAAAUGAUUAAUUCCAUUCAGUGAGAUGUACGUUUUUAGUUGUGACGAAUAAAGAUCAGAAAUUGGAUGAAUGUUCCUG
Molecule: messenger RNA, 9525 nt
Organism: Paramuricea clavata
Lineage: Eukaryota; Metazoa; Cnidaria; Anthozoa; Malacalcyonacea; Plexauridae
Source: the annotation of a GenBank genome assembly